Molecule: messenger RNA, 2075 nt
Organism: Bradysia coprophila
Lineage: Eukaryota; Metazoa; Arthropoda; Insecta; Diptera; Sciaridae
Gene: Gale
Product: UDP-galactose 4'-epimerase
Biological process (GO): beta-D-galactose catabolic process via UDP-galactose, Leloir pathway
Cellular component (GO): cytosol
Molecular function (GO): UDP-glucose 4-epimerase activity
Source: RefSeq, a predicted model, not a curated record
AAAAAAAAACAUUUUUUUUGUGAAAAAUGUCAAACGCAAUUUAAAAAACAGCAACCAAAACUGCGAAAUGUUGUACCGUUCAGUAUUUUAGUGUUUUUAAAUUAAAAUUCAAUGAUUGAUGAUGCAAAAAUAUUUACGACGGUUAAUAGCACCUAAGUAAACAUAUCUAGUUGCGGACGUAUAGUGUUAUACUAAUUUUAAAGAGAUGAGUAAGAUGUGUAUCGGUCGUAUCGGUGUUGUGUAUUAUUAGAGAAAAAUAAUACUAAAACAGCACAUAAGUCGACUGACUGAUGUUUACUUAGUUAAUAAAAAGGGAAAGAAUCAUUUUUCCGUUGUAUUGUUAUCGCUACGUCGCUUAUCUUAGACCGUCAAUCGUGCCGGUUUUGUAAUAAAUUAAUUUUCGGAACGGAGUUAGUAUAAUUGUGAGCUCUUGAGACGUGUAUAGUUGCGGCAACGAAACACAACGGUGACAAAAUGCCAUUGACAAUACUGGUAACUGGUGGUGCUGGAUAUGUGGGAUCACAUACGACAUUGGAAUUGCUGAUUGCUGGACAUGCUGUGGUUUGUGUCGACAAUUUGAGCAAUGCCUACAAAGACGGUACGGCUGCACUUCCAGAAGCAUUGCGACGUGUUCAAAAUAUUACGGGACAACAAGUGGUUUUCUAUCCCGUUGAUAUACGUGACAGUGAUGGGCUCAGGAAUAUUUUCAAAAAGCACAAAAUCGAUUGUGUCGCCCAUUUUGCUGCUCUGAAAGCUGUCGGCGAAUCAUGCCGACAACCAUUGCAAUAUUAUCAGAACAACAUAACUGGCACCGGCAUUUUAUUGGAAGCAAUGGCCGAAGCGAAGGUGUUCAAGCUUGUCUACAGUUCCAGUGCCACGGUUUAUGGUGAACCGAAAUUUUUGCCAAUUACCGAAUCUCAUCCCACCGGUGACUGUACGAGCCCGUACGGAAAGAGUAAAUAUUUCGUCGAGGAAAUUUUGAAGGAUUUGUGUUCAUCGGAUGAUCGAUGGUCUGUGAUAUCUCUGCGAUAUUUCAAUCCUGUUGGUGCUCAUUCAAGUGGCUCGAUCGGCGAAGAUCCGAACGGUGAACCGAACAACUUGAUGCCAUACAUAUCGCAAGUGGCGGUUGGCCGACGAAAAGCGUUAAACGUUUACGGCACCGACUAUGAUACCAAAGAUGGAACUGGUGUACGUGACUAUAUUCAUAUUACAGAUUUGGCUGAAGGGCACGUAUGUGCUCUCAAAAAAUUGGGAUUGGGUGACGUCAAAGGUUUCGUGACGUACAACUUGGGAACUGGAAUUGGAUAUUCGGUGUUAGAGGUUGUCGAAGCAUUUGCUAAGGCUUCUGGCCGUAAAGUUGCGUACAUCGAAUCACCGAGACGACCUGGCGACAUUGCCACAUCUUAUGCCGAUGCAGGUUUGGCCGAAGAGCAGCUCGGCUGGAAGGCAAAACGGGGAUUGAAAGAAAUGUGUGAAGACACUUGGAAAUGGCAACGCCAGAAUCCGAACGGAUUUUCUCGAUCUCAAUUAUAGACAGGCCAGUAAUGUGUUUUACGUAGACAUCGGUUCAAUUAAACGAAUAUACAUAGAAUUUAGAGGUGGAUGUUUAGCUGAGAAACAUCAUGUGAACACACUACUUUACCUAUGCAUUUCACGAUACAAAUACAUUCAAACGAAUUUUUAGACACUUGUUCCAAAUACAUUUUAUUGCCAAAGCGUUAGGUCAUUUUAUUUUUUGUUUGCAAUUUUAUUUUAUGUUUUAACUUAACAUUUUAGAUGAAUUUUAUUUUUUUCUUGACGUCGUAUAUUAUCGUUAUUUUACAAGAAACGCACACGCAUGUGCCAUAUAUUUUUUUACUUUUACUUUAAUUUGUUCGCUUGAAUUUUUUUUUUAAAUUAAUUUAGAAUUUAUUAUGAUUUAGAACAUUCUGACCAUUUAUGUAAUGUUGGUUGUCCUUGUGUGCCAUUUUUAACUAUUAUUUACGUUGUACGUUGUAAAACCAAAAAAAUGAAAAAUGUAAAUCUUGUAAAAUGAUCCUUUUAACCUAAAAUAUAUAACGUCUAUCCAGUUGAAA